Molecule: messenger RNA, 1653 nt
Organism: Corylus avellana
Lineage: Eukaryota; Viridiplantae; Streptophyta; Magnoliopsida; Fagales; Betulaceae
Product: cytochrome P450 76T24-like
Molecular function (GO): monooxygenase activity; oxidoreductase activity, acting on paired donors, with incorporation or reduction of molecular oxygen; heme binding
Source: RefSeq, a predicted model, not a curated record
UGGCAAACAACUCCCAAUAUUGCUUUCUUAUGCAAAGCCAAAUCCAGUGAAUGGAGUACCUAGCGUUUGUUCUGGCACUUUCCUUUUUGUGGGCAAUCAUUCAUAUCACCUCCGGUCUAGCACGCCGGAACUCUGGUUCACCCAAACUCCCACCAGGCCCCAAGCCUUUUCCGAUCAUCGGAAACAUCUUUCAGCUGGGCAACCAACCUCAUCAAGCUGCUGCCAAGCUCUCAAAAACUUAUGGACCCCUCAUGACUCUCAAGCUCGGGAGCAGGACAACCAUAGUAAUUUCCUCUCCAGACUUAGCCAAAGAAGCACUUCAAAAACACGACCAGGUCUUCUCCAGCCGAACCAUCCAGGACACUGCCCGAGCAUUCAACCACCAUAAAUAUUCAAUGGCAUGGCUGCCCGCAUCGGCUCAGUGGAGAAGCCUCAGAAAAGUUUCUGCCCAGCAAAUAUUCUUUCCACAACAGCUCGAUUCCACCGAAGCCAUUCGAUGUAAAAAGGUGCAACAACUAGUAGACCACGUUAAGGAAAAUUGUAAUAGUGGUGAAGCGGUAAAUAUUGGUCGAGCAGCCUUCACAACGGUCCUUAAUGCCAUAUCCAACACAUUUUUCUCCACUGACUUAGCAGAGUAUUGUUCAAAUGCAUCCCAAGAGUUCUUGGAUCUCGUAGUGGGAGCCAUGGAAGAAGCAGGAAGGCCGAAUAUUGUAGACUAUUUCCCUGCACUUCGUUUAGUUGACCCACAAGGUGCACGCCGAAGGAUGAAUAUUUAUUUCAGAAAGUUUUUUGUUUUUCUUGAUGGUAUAAUCGAUAAACGAUUACAAUCAAGAGCAUCUUCCCUGGGUUCUAAGGCAACCAGCGAUGUACUUGACUCUCUCCUCAAUCUCGUUGAAGAAGAUGAUGCAGAAUUGAGCUGCGAUCAUAUGAAACAUUUGCUUCAGGAUUUAUUUUUUGCAGGGAUCGACACAACAUCAAGCACAGUGGAAUGGGCGAUGACAGAGUUACUCCACAGCCCUGAAAAAAUGGUAAAAGCCCGAAAAGAGCUUGAAGAAGUGCUUGGCAAGGACAGACUUGUUCAAGAAUCGGACAUCUUAAAGUUGCCUUAUCUACAGGCAAUAGUGAAAGAAACCUUUAGGUUGCACCCGCCAGCACCCUUCCUGGUUCCCCACAAGGCUGAGGCUGAUGUAGAGAUGUGUGGCUUUACCGUGCCCAUCAAUGCACAAAUACUAGUAAACGUAUGGGCAAUGGGACGGGAUUCAAGCGUAUGGAAAAACCCAAAUUUGUUUCUGCCAGAGAGGUUUUUAGACAAGGAAAUUGACUUCAAAGGGAGAGAUUUUGAGCUCAUUCCCUUUGGAGCUGGAAGAAGGAUUUGCCCUGGAUUGCCUAUGGCCAACCGGAUGGUGCACUUGAUGCUGGCCUCUCUUGUCCACGGCUUUAACUGGAAGCUGGCAGAUGGGAUGAAGCCAAAAGAUAUUGACAUGAAAGAGAUGUUUGGCAUUACCUUGCAUAAGGCUGAGCCCCUCCUGGCUAUUCCCAUCAAAUCUGUGUAAUUUUAUAAUGUUAGACAAAUAAUAGUCAAUGGACGUGUGUGUGUAAAUGUAAUGUAAGGAUUUUGAAUAUGCAUAAUAGAUAUAUAGUUACCGUACCUCA